This is a messenger RNA of Peronospora farinosa, 2907 nucleotides long. The record is from the annotation of a GenBank genome assembly. Lineage: Eukaryota; Oomycota; Peronosporomycetes; Peronosporales; Peronosporaceae.
AUGGCCUCAGAACACCGAGCCGUGGCGAGUGUGCGUGCUUCUAUGGACUUUAAUGGACCAUUAAAUGCAUUAUCUACAUCUCCAAAUAAUCAUUUAAUUGCUGUGGGUGGUCGCGAUGUACUGAAGGUAGUAGCAUUGGAAGCUGCAGGCUUUACAGAAAAGCGAAAUUUACGUGUUAUAGGCAAACCAAGUCUCAAUUUUAGCACUAAUGACAUUCGAUGGCAUCCACAUUCGGACUAUUUACUAGCUACAGCCGCCACAAAUGGUGCUGUUGUCAUUUGGAACUUGGAACGAGAUGGCUACAAACAUGUUCAAGAACGUGUGCUGAAUGGACAUCGACGUGCAGUAAAUCGCAUCUGCUGGCACACGACGGACUGGAACGUGCUUAUUAGUGGCUCUCAGGAUGGAACAGUGAAACUUUGGGAUAAACGCGGUGGAAAAGUAGUGUCUACUUACCAGCCAAAGUCGGAGAGUGUGCGUGAUGUUCGUGCAAGUCCGUUCCAUUCCAACAAAUUUGCUGCUGCUUUUGAAAAUGGAAUUGUACAAGUCUGGGAUAUGCGUAAAAACACACAACCUGAACUCAAGUUUACAGCUCAUAAGGGUUUGGUACUGAGUAUUGACUGGCAUCCGACCGAUGCUAAUGUACUGGCUUCGGGUGGACGUGAUCGCUACGUAAAGAUCUGGGAGCUGGGUGAUGUUCGACAGCCGAAACAAACGAUUCAGACAAUCGCGAGCGUUGGUCGUGUGGCUUGGCGGCCAACUUGUGUGACACAUAUUGCCACCAGUGCAUCACUUAUGGACAAUAGCAUUCAUGUUUGGGACACAAAGAAGCCAUUCAUCCCUGUGGCAUCAAUGAAAGGCCACUUGGAUAUUGCAUCGGGCAUUUCUUGGAUGGACACACCUGUUUCACCAAACUUUGGUCAGCCUGAAAUUCCAGGAGAUUGGGAAGGUCAUGAUUACUGGCAACAUAUGCUCGCAUGCUCCAAGGAUGGAACUCUCAAGCUCCAUUCACUUGCGGAUUCGUUCAAGCCGCACCAAUCGCUUCCAACAACGGCAUUGGCACUCAACUCGAAAGGUCAAGUCGCCUUCUCCCAUGAUUACAUCGACAGGUCAUGUGCGUCUCUAAAAAUUCGUCGACAUUUUAGCCUCGGCAGCUCACUUUUUACUGUUGCUGGGGUGUCAUCUACCUCUCCAUUCAUCGGUCCCGUUAGCGGCGAACGAAAGCUAGGUAACGGUCCGUUAGCCAUGUCGCUAAGUCCCUAUCAUGGUAGCUCUGUUAGUCCAGAAGUUGCAAGUGCAACGCAGGAACAGUUACCGGCACGUACGUCCACAGGCUCGUUUGGAGCAGGUUCGCAGCAACCACCUUUACCACCCAAAGGUUUAAGCAGGAGCAGUGCAAACCUGGGAGGGUUAUCCAGUGGGGUUCCAACUGCGAGUGCCGACCUUAAAUUUGCUGGCGGAAGUAGCAGCAGUAAUGCGGCGUCCGGGGUGGGCUCUGCAGGAAUUGUGAGGGGCACCGGUUUUGCCUCUUCUUCCCAGUCAACGCUGCUAAAUCUACAAAGCAGCAACAUCAGUGGAAAUGUAGCCGCGUUUUCAGACGGCAAUUUUGUGUCCGCGUCAGGUCCGCUGGCGGCCUCGUCACCCAUAAUCCCGAUGAUGUCUGGACUGACUGUACCCCGAGCUUUAGUCGCUCUCGUAACGAUGCAAAACAUUAACAAGGCCAGUCAACUCGAGAAAAUAUUUCUUGGCAACGAAAGUGCAUAUAUUCAAGCGGGAAAACAAGUGGAAGCCAUGCGCGCGCAAUUUGAGCAAGGCCAAUACUUGAAAGAGUCGUUUGGUUUUGAUGAACACGCAUUUCGAUUCCUCGCCAGACACUACUUACUCUAUUCUGAGGGGGCUAGCGUUGGCAUGAACUGUACAAACGGUUCGGGCGGUGCUGGUGACCAAACGUCAGCAAAGUCUAGUGUAAGCUUUGAGGACAUGUGCGCGCAUAAUGCUUUGGCUGCGUUUGUCACGGGAAACGCUCAUUUGUGUCAGAUGUGGCGCAUUCUAGAGGUUUUAUACACGAAGGAGGAAGCUGACGUAGGAAACAAGGCAAAGUUCAGCGGAACAAUGGAUACCAGCAAACAUUAUUCUAGUGAUUAUAGCCCCCGAGAUCAAGUGGGCAUGCCAAUGGAUGAGGAGUUCGAUGAGUACAAUCCCGAAAUCAUGCAAAGUGAUAGCAAUCACGACGAUCAAAUGGAAAAGUUUGUGCGUGGAGAAAGCGGACUUACUAAUGAGUUUGGAGAUGAUGAUUACUGUCACACGAAUCUAAAUCACAACAAUGCAAGCGAGACAGCUAUGCUACUUGAACAACUCGACCACGUAAACCCACAAGCUAUGGAAGGAUUCGAUCCGUAUCCAUAUGACCCUAGGGGGAGACUUGCAAACGAGAGCGCACGUGAAGGCGGUGACCGUAACGGUGCGUCUGGGAUUGCAAACGUGCGUGGUAAUUCGUCCAUGAUUAUGAAUGGGAGUGCUGUCAUGGGCGAUCUCGGUCAUUUACGUAGUGACGUAUUGAAGGAACUAUUGGAGUACUACACGGAUAUUGGUGACCUUCAGACAUGCGUUACGAUAACUGUUGUCGUGAGCAGAGUGACAAACGUCGAAAAAGUGAUGGGCAAGACAUGGUUGCAACAUAUUUACAUGCACUACAUCGAUCUUCUUCACCAGUUGCAGAUCUACACGACCGCGAAUGAAUUGGUUGCAAAUUGUUCGGACCAGUCGAUUCGACAAAUGAAUAUGAAAUCUACAAGUGUUUAUUUUAAUUUAAUGCUGCGACGCUGUGUUCAAUUUGUCAAUUACCAGUUCGAGGUCUCUAUGUUUGGUGUCCAGUUUGUGCACAUGGUGGUCAUUUGGACCAUUUAA